Messenger RNA from Acanthosepion pharaonis, 981 nucleotides. The record is from the annotation of a GenBank genome assembly. NCBI's taxonomy places the organism in Eukaryota, Metazoa, Mollusca, Cephalopoda, Sepiida, Sepiidae.
AUGACAGAGACUUCAUCAGUUAAUAUUAUGGACCACUCUUUAACCAAAGGCAGUUCGGCGCUAAGGUUAGUCGACGUUUCGUCCGCCCAUGUGCCUCAACACUUAAACGGUGUCCAUGGCUUAACGCUACCACCUACAACACACAAGCACUACGCAAGCGGCCAAAGGAAAAUGUUGAAUCCAUUCAUGGAUACUUCUCAUGGCCCCCACAUCCCACCGGGCGCCCUUAAACUAAGUCCACCACACCCCAUGAGCGACACAGCAAAUUCAGUGCACGGCCAACCAAACCACCAAUUUGCCGCUCAGCCAAAUGGAUAUGGAGUUCCACAUUCGCAUUCACAUCAUGUCGGAUCGUACGCAGCCAGGGACUUUCUCCUACGACGCGAUCACAUGGGGCUGCCUACUCAUGAUACUAAUGCUACAUCUCACCACGGGAUGUUUGUACCAUCGUCGGGGGGCCUUCACGGGCCACACCACCCGGACACUUCAUCUAGUCAUGUGCUGUUCCCGGGUUUGCACGAACCGGCUCAUCACCACCCGAGUGCCGGUCACCAUGUCAAUAGUCAAAUGAGACUUAGUAUUACCGGACCAGAUAUGUACUCCCGGGCUGACCAAUUCAACCAGAUGACCAGUCCCCGGACUGAUCAUUUUGCAGCGUCACAGCACCUCAACAUGGGACCGAUGAACGCAAUGAAUCAUAUGAACAUGGGACCUCACGCGCCGGGCGCUUUUUUUCGCUAUAUGCGCCAUCCGAUCAAACAGGAACACACAUGCCUGUGGGUCGAUGGUGACCAACCUGAGCCUAAAAAAUCGUGCAACAAAACCUUUCCGUCAAUGCACGAAAUUGUGGCACACAUCACCGUCGAGCAUGUGGGGGGCCCCGAGCAGACAAACCAUUCUUGUUAUUGGCAGAACUGUACAAGGGAUGGGAGGCCGUUCAAGGCCAAAUAUAACCUUUCGCAACUUCUCAAAUGGGUUUAA